GGGUUUCGGUUAAGGUCUUGGUCGUCUUCUUAAAUGCUUAAGAGAACGAUAGCCUGUGCAUUUCCGAAUUGCACACACUGCACAGAGAGAGAGAGAGAGAUGGAGAGAGCCAUCAAUAGACAGAGAGUUCUGCUGGAACAUCUUCGUCCCUCUUCUUCUUCAUUCUCGUCUCGUCAAGGCCUGGAUUCUUCCCUCUCUGCUUCGGUUUGUCUGUCCGGAGAUAGCGCUGCUUAUCAUCGGACAGCUGCUUUUGCAGAUGAUAUUGUAAUUGUGGCUGCAUACAGGACUGCCAUUUGCAAAGCAAAACGUGGUGGUUUCAAGGAUACCUUUCCGGAUGAUCUGCUUGCUUCUGUUCUGAAGGCAGUGAUACAGAAAACAAAUUUGAACCCUAAAGAGGUGGGAGAUAUAGUUGUUGGUACGGUUUUGGCACCGGGUUCAGAAAGAGCCAUUGAAUGCAGGAUGGCUGCGUUCUACGCUGGUUUUCCUGAAACCGUACCCAUCAGAACAGUCAAUAGGCAAUGCUCGUCUGGUCUCCAAGCAGUUGCUGAUGUUGCCGUCUCCAUAAACGCAGGACUUUAUGAUAUAGGCAUUGCUGCUGGAGUGGAAUCCAUGACAGUAGACCAGAUUAGCAGGCCUCACAAAGUUAACCCACGUGCGCAGAGCUUUCGUCAAGCCCGAGAUUGUCUUCUUCCCAUGGGAAUUACUUCUGAAAAUGUUGCAGAAUACUAUGGUGUUACCAGGCAAGAGCAAGACCAGGCUGCUGUUGAAUCUCACAAGCGCGCCGCUGCAGCAACCGCAUCUGGAAAAUUCAAAGAUGAAAUUGUUCCAGUUUCUACAAAGAUUGUCGAUCCUAAAACUGGUGAGGAGAAGCCUGUUACCAUUUCCGUGGAUGAGGGAAUUCGACCAAACACAAAUAUAGCAGAUCUGGCAAAGUUGAGGCCUGCGUUCAAGAAGGAUGGAUCCACGACCGCUGGGAACGCCAGCCAGGUGAGUGAUGGUGCCGGAGCAGUCCUACUCAUGAAGAGAAGUGUCGCCAUGCAGAAGGGACUUCCAAUUCUUGGUGUGUUUAGGAGUUUUGCCGCUGCUGGGGUGGAUCCUGCCGUCAUGGGCAUCGGCCCGGCCGUAGCGAUUCCAGCUGCAGUGAAAUCCGCUGGCCUUGAGCUCAAUGACAUUGACCUGUUUGAAAUAAACGAGGCAUUUGCAUCCCAGUUUGUUUAUUGCUGCAAGAAGCUGGCGCUUGACACUGAAAAAGUAAAUGUCAAUGGAGGUGCAAUAGCUCUCGGGCAUCCUUUGGGCGCUACAGGCGCCCGCUGUGUUGCAACCUUGUUGAAUGAGAUGAAACGUCGUGGCAAGGGCUGUCGAUAUGGUGUGAUUUCUAUGUGCAUAGGCUCGGGCAUGGGAGCUGCUGCUGUAUUUCAAAGAGGUGACUCUGUUGAUGACUUCUGCAAUGCUCGAGUUGUCAGCGACAACAAUCUGUUGUCAAAGGAUGCCCAUUAGACUCAUAAGAUGGCAUCGAGAUUUGUCAUUCAAAGUUUCCGAGUGAUCUGAAAAGGCGGAACAGAAUAGAAUCGGCUUAAAUAUAACUGCAGCAGUAAGCAUAUAUCAUAUAUAUCGUUCUACAGUGGCUUAAAUACAAGUAGUCUUCGCUUUUCUCUUUGGAGUAGAAUAAACUCAUCAACCACAUCCAAUUCCAUAAUGCAAUGUAUUCCUGAAAGCGAUGAGCUACUAAAUAAAGACCGUCAUGUUUGAUGA
Molecule: messenger RNA, 1752 nt
Organism: Diospyros lotus (date-plum)
Lineage: Eukaryota; Viridiplantae; Streptophyta; Magnoliopsida; Ericales; Ebenaceae
Product: 3-ketoacyl CoA thiolase 1, peroxisomal-like
Exons: 14
Coding region: 34-1497 (487 amino acids)
Biological process (GO): phenylacetate catabolic process; fatty acid beta-oxidation
Cellular component (GO): peroxisome
Molecular function (GO): acetyl-CoA C-acyltransferase activity
Source: RefSeq, a predicted model, not a curated record